Messenger RNA from Malania oleifera, 1642 nucleotides. RefSeq lists its product as uncharacterized. The transcript is spliced from 2 exons. The coding region runs from base 77 to 988 and encodes 303 amino acids. The record is from RefSeq and is a predicted model, not a curated record. NCBI's taxonomy places the organism in Eukaryota, Viridiplantae, Streptophyta, Magnoliopsida, Santalales, Ximeniaceae.
GUAGAGAAGAAGGUUUAAAGCCAAAUGGGAGAGGAAGAUAAAGGGGAAGCGUGGCAAAUGGAAUCACGCUCUCUGAAUGGAGAUCGCUCGUCUCCUCUCCUCCCCACUCUCAUCUUCCUCUUCUGCUAUUUCUCCUCAAUCUCAACCACUGUUACCGUCUCCCAAAUAUUCUUUCUUUCCUCCCAUCUCCGUGAACGUUUCUCCAUCUCCUCAUCUUCUUCGCCGCUUUCAUGCCAAAUCUCGUCGGUGGGAUUCGAAUGCCGAGACUGUCCGAAGGCGGAGUUUCACUUUUAAUUUCGGAGACAGUGAUGCCGGCGAAGACGACGCCGACGAUGACGACGGGGUCCGGUCGGGUAUGGAUAAAGGGUCUUCUGGGUUUUGGGAGGAAGUUCUCAACGAGUUCUGGAUACUUAAGGUGUUUAGGUCCUAUGGAUGGCUGCUGCCAGUCAUCAUCAUCACACUGCUGUUGACAACGGGCCCAAAAGCUUUCCUCAUGGCACUAGCAGUUCCCCUUGGGCAGUCAGCAAUUUGUUUGGUGUUUAAGAAACUGUGGGGAAUGGCCAAAAGCAGGCUGAUGCCCAAAGACACCACCAAGAAGAAGCCUUCUUCUGCCACAGCUGCCAGCAGCAAUGCUGCAAGUAAUUUCAAAACUCAAGAAGGUGAAGGAAGGGGACGGGAGCAGAGCAGAAAGAGAAAAAUGGGAUAUGAGUCAUGGGUUGACAGAACCAAUGGUUCCGUCAAUAGGGAUGAUCGAAGUGCACCCAAUUUUGGUGGAUGGGAAGAGUUGGAUGAACCGAGAGAGUUUGGUAACCGCAUGGAAUCCUGGGAGGUAGGUGGCGGAAGGAGGACACGAGGUGUUUCACAAAGGAAAUCAGUGAAGAAAGGAAGUAAGGUUAGCAUGGGAGGGAGAAAAGUUGAGACACCCUUGCUUCUAAGAUUGUUGAUAGCUGUCUUCCCAUUUCUAGGCUCAUGGUCUAGGAUGCUUUAGGAGUCAAUUCGUUGAGAGCAUGAAUCAAGUUUGCAAGUGCUCCGCUUGAUUAUUUCACUUAUGUUCCAAGUUUUGAGUGUAUGAAUCAACUUGAUUGUGCUCGGAACUUAUUGAAUUUUAAUUCAAUUAUCUGCUGUGAUACUGCAUUUAAUUUUGAAAAUCAAGCUGCUGUAAGUAUCAUCUUCAGAAGAACAAAUGGGAAAGUUUUUGCUAUGAAAGGAAUAAAAUUUCUACUGUCAACAGCCUACAACAGCUAUUACGAAGAGGGGAGAUGAUUAGCAAAGUGCUGGUCCUAUCUGUUGCAAAAGAGGUGAUUGAUAGCAUCAACAACAGAAAAUGCUCUUCCUAGGAGACUACAAUAAUGGAGGACUUCUUGGCAUUAAAAGAUCAGUUUCAAGCUUCUUGUUUUUGUUUUAUUGAAAGAGGUUGUAACUUGCUUGCCCAUUAUGUAGUGUCACGUGCAUUGGCUGCUCCUAGCCCUAGGAAUUUUGUUAGAAUACCCCAUUUUCUUCUUUUGGUUUAGGAUAAUUUUAAUCUUACCUUUGGGUAGGAUUUUGUUUAUGGUUGCUUAAUGAAUUCUUAUUUUUCACACACACAAAAAGACAUGAUAGAAAUGGAAAAAAUAUUCACCAGGGUGGCCCACCUGCUCUUCCA